Apus apus (common swift) is the source of this 4623-nucleotide messenger RNA. RefSeq names its product PILR alpha associated neural protein (gene PIANP). The coding region runs from base 304 to 1215 and encodes 303 amino acids. Gene Ontology annotation, cellular component: membrane. The record is from RefSeq and is a predicted model, not a curated record. NCBI's taxonomy places the organism in Eukaryota, Metazoa, Chordata, Aves, Apodiformes, Apodidae. Gene Ontology annotation, biological process: regulation of immune response. The transcript is spliced from 7 exons.
UGACCCGGGCUGCGAGCCCCGCUCCAGCGCUCAGAGGUGCCCAGAAGACCCACACGCUCUCCUCCUCGCCCCGCUCUCACGCCAGCAAGAUCUCACUAUUUUGGGAGCGUCCAGGGCUCAGUCUCAUCAAACCUUCCUCCUUCUCCUCUCCUUCCUUCGUCCUGGCCAUGAGAGGCACCGUCAGCAGCAACUGUGCUCCCCCAGCCCCCUGCUCCGCCGCUCCGGCUGCGCCCCACUCGUCUCCCCGCAAGUGAAGAAGAUGAGACAGGACCCUCGCUGAGUGGAGACGCUGUUUCAUCGGAGAUGGAGCCCCGUGCCGGCAGGAUGCCCGCGCUCCUCUCCCGCAUCCACUCCCUGCAGCUUUGGCAUCUCCUCCUCCUGGUCUCUGCCGUCCCUCCUCCCGGCGCUUGGUCUCUUCGCUCUCGGGGCCCGGCAGCCCCCCGGCCCCUCUGCAGCCGUCGGAGCCCCUCGGCCCCGCGGCCCGUGUGCAUCUGGCACAGGACGUCGCUGCUGCCGGAGAGGGCUCCUCGCCCGGCGCCGCCGCGGCCGCGGGCAGCGCGGGGGGCAGAGCUGCGGCACGUCCUGCGGCUGCGGCGGCAGGUGGCGGGGGCUCGCCCGGCCACCCCCUCGGGGCUGGAGGACGGCAUGCCCUCCUCACAGUACCCCUGGGCCAUCGUCUGGGGCCCCACCGUGUCGGAUGAGGACGGAGGGGACACCAACUCGGCCAACCCGGGCUUCCCGCCGCUGGGAUACACCUUUGUCUCGCCGCACGGGAUGGCGACGGCGCAGCCCAACUCCCACUCGCUCCUGCACAACGCGGGGCUCAACCUGCGGGAGACCCCGGCCACCCUGCGGCCCUUCUUGUUUGGGCCCCGCGGGGAAGGUGUGGACCCUCAGCUGUACGUCACCAUCACCAUCUCCAUCAUCAUUGUCCUGGUCGCCACUGGGAUAAUUUUCAAGUUCUGCUGGGACCGUAAUCAGAAACGCCGGCGUCACUCGGGGCAGCAGAGCAGUGGGAGGCAGCAGGAGAGCCAGCAGCCCCUCACAGACCUCUCCCCCACCACUGUCAGCAUUCUCGGACCCUAUGGUGAUUCCCUGGCCCCCACACCUGAGGCGGAAGAGUCCAGGCAUGGCCAGGAGGGUGUGGAGAAGCUGGGGGGCCACGGGAAAAGCACAGCCUUCCAGCUCAACCGCAUCCCACUGGUGAACCUGUGACGCUCAUGGGAGAAGCAGAGCUGGCUCUCCCCACCCUCCUGUCACAGCCGGCGAGCGCAGACUCCCGCUGCCUCUGCUACCCCAGGAAAACAAUGACCUCCUUGUGCCACGGCCCACCACCAUCAUUAUUAACUAACUCCACCAGGACGUGCCUGGGCAACUGGACGAGCUGGGCCUCCUCAGCCUCCCAUGUGGGGAAGGUUGGGGACCCGUCCCGCCCACGUGGGACAGGGUGACGAGAGCAGAGGGGUGGGAGGGAAGACAGCUGAUGGUGGUGUGAAAUCCUGCCCCCCUCCAGUCCCUCUCCUAGCACGCACUCAGGCACACACACAGACACUUGGAUUUCCACGACUCUCUCACCAGUGCAUGCCUGACACCGGGGGUAGGAGAGGUGGAAAGACAUACCCCUGUCCCCGUGGGCCCUAACCCCUCUUGUGUGUCCCUUCACGUGUUGUGUGCUUUGAAGUGAACAUCUGGAGUUCAGUGGCUGCAGCAUUGCCUGCUGAGGCUCAGUCUCCCCUGAGCUGGGGCUCAGGUGGUGGCAGGUUCUUCUGCCCCUGAGGCCUUGGUCCUCUCAAGGGUCCCAAGGGUGGAUGAAGCUUGGGCAGAAGAGGCUCAGACAGCACCUGGCCACCCCUUUCCUUGAAGGAAACAUUACCUCCCCCCUAGAUGGAAUUCCAUCUUUCCAUUUUCCCUCUGCCUAACACCCCUCCAUUUUUUCUCUUCAGCUUCUAUCUUCACCUCUCUGUCACCAACUUUUUCCUCUCAGUUCCUUCUGCCACUUCUCUUGCCAGUUAAAGUUGGAAAAGGUACUUUCAAUAUUCCAAGUAUUUUGAUCUCUUGGAAGCCUUGAUGCUGUCCCUUCCAGCCCUCUCAGUCUCCUUCAUGGAGGUUUUUCUGAAGAGCAUCAGUCUACUGUGAUGUUUCUUAGAAGAUCUGAGGUGAAGCUCUCUGCCCAUCAUGUCAAUUAGCAAUCACCCUAUACACUGGGAUACUGGUGAAGCAGCCAAAGCAGGGUAUGCAGGCAGAGCUGGGCAUGGGGAACUUGAGUUUUGCCAGGCUGAAGCAGGGAAUUGCUUUCAGAUACUCAUGCCAUAGGAAACAAGAAGUAGACUCUGUGUUCCUGGGAUGACAAAGAGCUGUUUAGAAUUGACCUCAGGAAGAUCUGAAAGGUUGACAUGUGCUACUGGUAGGUCUCUCCUCGAAUGCAAGGUGACUGGAGACCCACGAGGCAGUGCUCCCCAAGGGCAUUAGAGAGGCAAUGUCUGGGGUGCCAGCUUUUGGAAAUGUAUUGCCCCAGCUCGUUGGGGACCAGAACAAAUGGCACAGAUAUUGGUGCAAACUGGUUGCCUGACCAUGUGCUUUGAGCUGUGUUGGUCUGUAGGGCAGGCAGCCACUUCACCAGUUACUUCUGUGAGCAAAAGCAGUGCAUCUCAAUCUCUUCCUAUGUGUGGACCCACGGGUGUCACUCUGAGGAAGUGUGCAAUGGCAUAUUUCAUCUUCAUGAGAAUAGUUGCCCUCCCUUGGCUUUUGUGAACACUUUCAAAGUAAUUCACAAACACCACGCUGACAGCCAAGUAGUUAGAGCACCUCUGCUGUGAAGACAGGCUGAGAGAGUUGAGGUUGUUUAGCUUGGAGAAGAGAAGAUUCCAGGGAGACCUUACAGCAGCCUCCCAGUAGCUGAAGGGGCUACAGGAAAGCUGGGGAGGGGCUUUUUACAAGGGCUUGUAGUGAGAGGACAAGGGGUAAUGGAUUAAAACUGGAAGAGGGGAGAUUUAGGUUAGACAUUAGGAGGAAAUUCUUUAUUGUGAGGGUGGUGAGACACUGGAACAGGUUGCCCAAGGAAGUUGUGGAAGCCCCAUCCCUGGCAGUGUUCAAGGGCAGGCUGGAUGGGGCUCUGAGCCACCCUGUCUGGUGGGAGGUGUCCCUGUCCAUCCAGGGGGGUUGGAUCUAGAUGAUCUUUAAGGUCCCUUCCAACUCAACCCAUUCUAUGAUUUUAUGAAGUGAUGCAGAUUCAAGUGAGGUUGCCCCCGUGCCAUACAGACACCUUCAGCUGCUGGACUGUGGUGGCCUGAGACAGGAAACUCAGCCUCAAUUUUAAGGCCCUAAUGUGCCAUAGAAGGUGUCUGACAAAAGUAAUCUUGGAGAAAAGGAAAUGGACCUUUCAUCCUUUAUCUCUGCAGUAAAAACCUGUUCUUUAUAGGACAAAGCACAGGGAGUUUCAUCUGAGGCCAGGUUAUGCCCAUUUACCCAGCUAAACUAUGAGGUGAUCUCGGGUCCCAUCUGACUCACCAUGAAGGACAUUUAAAUGAGAAUGUAAAUUGUAAUAAGCUUUGCAAAAAAACCAGUAGAGAUUUGGAGAAAACGACAGGUCAAAUAAAAUUACUGGCUUAUUAAAAGCACAGAGUGGCUGAAAGAUGUGGGUGGGAAAAGACUCUGGAGAUCUGCAGUCGAAGCAUAGGUUGAGUCUCCACUUACAGCAGGGGAUAUUAUUGCUUUAGCACAGUCUAUUACUGAGUCUUUUCCUUAUCCAGGCUCCAUUCAAGGCUUUGAUGGACAUUCAAGCUGAGAAUGGAUGGGACAGAGGAGGGAGGGGGUGGGUGGCUGUUCCUGCCCACUGCCCUGCUCUCCUGCCCCUCUCCCUGGCACUUCAGCUCUGGGGAAGGACAUCUGCAUGCAGUCUGCAAGAGUCUGCACUGCUUAUUGCUGGAAGUUUACAAUAUAAUGCCUGGAACUGGUUUAAGUCAUCUUUCAGGCCGGAUUAAUUAGAUUGCUGUUUGAUCAAUAGUGCUUGUUGAAACAAGGGCAGAGUUUGGACUCGACCACUUCAAGGGCUGCCCUUGGACUUGCCCUUUCCACACACUGUGUGGAGAGAAGGUUUAUAAGAAAGUGGCAGGGCACGGCAGGGGGUGGAGUGAAAACAUUUUCCAACACUUGAUGUGGGGGAGCCCUGCGCUCUGCUGGCCAAGCUUUUGUAAACUGCAAACAAAUCCAAUAUCAGUGUUUUGGUUUGGUUUUUCUUCCUCCCUCUAACGUGUCUCUGUUCCUGAUAAAAGUAUCUCCAGGAAAUGAAACCUCUCACAGAUGUUGUGGUAAGGGGGAGGUUGAGUAAUGCACUAGAGAAGACUUGUACAAUGACAGCAGGUUGGAUAUGCUGAACAUCUUUUCCAAGACCAAUUUCUUUAGCCCAGUAUGUUUUCAUGACAGUUAUUCACUCUCUCACACGAAAGAGUUUAGAUACGGGAAACAACUUCAUUGUCCUGCCCAAUCUUUCAUUGCUAUAUUUUGUCCCUAGAACAAAACAUUCAAAACACGUGUGGACACACAAGCUCCUUCCAGUCAAUAAAUAAUCUCCCUGGAUCUGUUUUCUCCAUGACUGGAGCCUUAUAAAAUAUCUUUCCCCAUGCA